AUGUCCGAGUCGCGAGAUGAGUUGGCGCAGCAGCCCUCCACGCCGCUGCGCAGGGAACGAGCGCCCACGAUUACCAUCGAUACAUCCGCCGUAAACACCUCCGAGAACCCGCAUGUUCAGGUUUUUGGCCAGCCCUCGCUCCAGCUCAACACGAGUAACUUGGACACGACCACGAGCUGGCAUUAUAGGAAUGGUAGCGACGCCUCCCCGAUCGAAUUUCGGUCGCCAGCCUCAAUCAUCAGCUCCAAUGCCUCCUUUGAAGCUCGAGACGAUCGCCCAACAUCGCCUCACAACGUGUCAUCCCCCAAGUCCAAGUUUCCCGAAACACACUCCAACUUCCUCUCUGUGCCAGGAGCCCGUUCCCGCGGUAAUUCAUUGGAGUCCGAGGAUACGAGCCAAACAUCGAGCACCUACGGCGGUGAUACCUUCGUGCCCACCUCUCAUGGAUCUCAUUCCGACCUGUCCAAUAACUACAACUUCGAUGACGAGGAGGCGCUGAACCCCGAUCCCGGUCGAGAGUCCGAGUUCGAGGUGGAGAACAACAAGUUUGCUUUCUCCCCAGGGCAGCUGAACAAGCUCCUCAACCCGAAAAGUUUCGCGGCAUUUCGUGCACUGGGAGGACUACGAGGAUUGGAAAAGGGACUUCGUACCAAUACACAGAGUGGUCUGAGCGCGGAUGAAUCUACACUGGAUGGAGCUGUUAGCUUCCAGGAGGUGGUUGGAUCAGAGUCCUUGCCCAAGACAGCCUUCCCGACGGGUCCACCGCCAGAUCAGUCAUCGGGCAGCGAAAUGGUAUCAAGUCCCGGAGAGGACUAUGUCGACCGGAGACGCAUAUACGGAACUAACAAAUUGCCUGAGCGGAAACUCAAGACGAUCUGGGAAUUGGCUUGGAUCGCAUACAACGACAAGGUCCUUAUUUUGCUUACGAUUGCAGCCGUGGUUUCGCUCGCCGUAGGUAUUCCACAGUCCUUGCAUCCUGCAAAUCCAGAUGAACCUGGUGUGGAGUGGGUGGAAGGUCUUGCCAUUCUCAUUGCUAUUAUUAUUGUGGUUGUCGUCGGUGCGGCGAACGAUUGGCAGAAAGAACGACAGUUCGCAAAACUGAAUAAGAAGAAGGAGAACAGACUUGUCAAGGUCAUGCGGUCUGGCAAGACGGUGGAAAUCUCGAUUCACGAUCUGGUUGUCGGUGAUGUGAUGCACCUGGAGCCCGGUGAUAUGGUCCCGGUGGAUGGGAUCUUGAUCGAAGGCCACGGUGUGAAAUGCGACGAAUCCUCCGCCACUGGUGAAUCCGAUAUCAUUCGCAAAGCUCCCGGCAACGAUGUCUACCGGACGAUCGAGCAACAUGAAGACCUCAAGAAAAUGGACCCAUUCAUCAUUUCCGGUGCGAAGGUGUCGGAAGGUGUCGGAACUUUCUUGGUCACUGCCACUGGCGUGCACUCUACCCACGGUCGGACGAUGAUGUCUCUACAAGAGGAAGGCGAAACCACUCCACUUCAAAGCAAGCUGAACAAGCUGGCCGAGUACAUCGCGAAGCUUGGUCUUGCAUCAGGAUUGCUUUUAUUUGUGGUGUGUUUCAUCAAGUUUCUUGUUCGUCUCAAGGAUAUCGAGGGUGGUGCAGAUGCAAAAGGACAGGCUUUCCUGCAGAUCUUCAUCGUUGCUGUUACCAUUGUCGUCGUUGCGGUUCCCGAAGGAUUGCCCCUAGCGGUUACACUCGCCCUCGCGUUUGCGACAACAAGGAUGAUCAAGGAUAACAACUUGGUUCGUUUCUUGAAGGCUUGUGAGACCAUGGGUAACGCGACGACAAUUUGCUCCGAUAAGACAGGAACUCUUACAGAAAACAAAAUGAGCGCCGUCGCAGCCACGCUAGGAACGAGUUCUCGCUUCGGCGAUAAAUCGCCUAGCUCAAAUUCCGAAUGCGUCUCCGCUUCGGAAUUUGUGUCCAGUCUCUCGCCCUCCGUCAAAGACGUUUUGCUCAAAUCGAUUACUCUGAACUCGACUGCGUUCGAGGGCGAGUCUGAUGACUGCUCUUUUGUCUUUCGCCCGCGAAUAUCUUGGUAUGGGACCACCGGCGAGGAGAGGGCAAAUGCGAAGAUUGCACAAAUGUUUCCCUUCGAUUCGGGCCGCAAAUGCAUGGCUGUUGUUGUCCAAAUGGAGAAUGGAAAGUAUCGAAUGCUGGUCAAGGGAGCUGCGGAAAUCCUGAUGAACAAGUCGACACGCAUCGUGCACGAUCCCUCCGGUGAACUUUCAGAGGACCCGAUGUCUGACGACGACCGAUCUACGCUUGACAAUAGGAUUACUACCUAUGCAUCGCGCUCGCUACGUUGCAUUGCCCUCGUUUACCGCGACUUCGAACAAUGGCCGCCUCGCGGUGCACCCACUUCGGAAUCCGAUCGCAGCAUGGCUGAAUUUGAGCCGGUCUUCAAGGAUAUGACACUUCUCGGGAUUUUCGGUAUCCAGGAUCCUGUUCGACAAGGUGUUGCGGAUGCGGUUCACACCUGUCAGCGCGCUGGUGUCUUCGUCCGUAUGGUUACUGGUGACAACAUUGUAACAGCCAAGGCUAUUGCUGAAGAGUGUGGUAUCUACACUCCCGGUGGUAUUGCUAUUGAAGGUCCCAAGUUCCGCAAGUUGAGCACCCGUCAAAUGAACCAGAUUAUCCCGAGAUUACAGGUCAUUGCUCGAUCGAGUCCCGAGGAUAAGAAGAUACUCGUCAACCAGCUCAAAAAGCUCGGAGAGACUGUCGCUGUGACUGGUGAUGGUACCAAUGAUGCCCAAGCUCUCAAGAACGCUGAUGUCGGCUUUGCGAUGGGUAUUACUGGUACUGAAGUGGCUAAGGAGGCAUCUGACAUUAUUCUGAUGGACGAUAAUUUCGCAUCUAUUGUGAAGGCCAUGGCUUGGGGUCGCACUGUCAGUGAUGCGGUGAAGAAGUUCCUUCAAUUCCAAAUCACCGUCAACAUCACUGCCGUGGUUCUGACCUUUGUCUCUGCGGUUGCCAGCAGCUCCGAAGACUCAGUUCUCAGUGCUGUCCAGCUUCUGUGGGUCAAUCUCAUCAUGGAUACCUUUGCUGCUCUUGCACUGGCGACCGACCCUCCUUCGCCCUACGUUCUUGACCGCCGACCUGAGUCCAAGGCUGCGCCGCUCAUCACUCUCACUAUGUGGAAGAUGAUCAUCGGACAGUCCAUCUAUCAGCUCGUCGUAACCUUCGUUCUCAACUUUGCCGGUCACUCCAUUUUCACGUCUUGGAGUGAUGAACACAUGCAGACUGUGGUUUUCAACACCUUCGUCUUCAUGCAGAUCUUCAACCAGUACAACUCUCGCCGGAUCGACAACAAGCUCAACAUCAUGGAAGGCAUCUGGCGCAACAAAUGGUUCAUCGGCAUUCAACUGAUCAUCAUCGGAGGUCAAAUUUUGAUCAUCUUUGUUGGUGGCCAAGCAUUCUCUGUGAAGCGCCUUGACGAAGGAUCGCAAUGGGCGGUCAGUCUUGUUCUGGGUGCUCUUUCCGUCCCGAUCGCUGUUAUUAUCCGUCUUAUACCCGACGACUUCAUCCGCAAGCUCAUUCCCCACUUCUGGCAUCGCGACAAGAAAGAUUCGCCUAAACUCGUUGUUUCUGAUGAAGAUCGCCGCUUCGAGUGGAAUCCUGCUCUGGAGGAGAUUCGCGACCAACUGCAAUUCAUCAAGGCCGUCCGCGGCGGACGGUUAAGGAACAUCCGUCAUAAGCUGCAGCACCCUCAGGAACUCCUCUCUCGAUCUCGCAGCGGCUCUCGCUCGCGCGACUCUUCCGUUCCGCUUACGCCCGACGAGGAGAACGGCAAUGGCAGCAGAAGCCCAACCCUUCAGCCGCCAACGCCGGAGUCACGCUCUCGCCGCAACACACGGUCACGUUCCAGCUCAACGUUCGGACCCGCGGCUGCCAUGGCUGGUAUCGUGGCUGGCAGUAUUGCCGGAUGGUCACCUAUCGAGCGGGGCCAUGAUGAGGCCGACUCUAUUGCCUUCCCCACGACCGGUGGCCCCUUCAGCGGCUUGGACCGACAGCCGGGCAUCGAAAUCCAUCCUGAUACUGCGGCCGACGACCGUGUGGUGAAUGAAUACGACCAUGGUUCGAAGCAUCCUCCAAGCCAGAACCCGGACCUUACGCCCUUCUUUGAACAUGCUCCUACGGCCCUCUCAGAGCGCGCCCCGUCCAGCCGUGGCCGCCGGUCCUUGUCUCAACGAUCCCGGUCGAGCAUGAGUCACUCCCAGGUCUAA
Messenger RNA from Penicillium maclennaniae, 4239 nucleotides. It is a transcript of the gene pmcA, whose product is annotated as putative P-type calcium ATPase. Lineage: Eukaryota; Fungi; Ascomycota; Eurotiomycetes; Eurotiales; Aspergillaceae. The transcript is spliced from 2 exons. Gene Ontology annotation, cellular component: membrane; intracellular membrane-bounded organelle. Gene Ontology annotation, molecular function: ATP binding; ATP hydrolysis activity; P-type calcium transporter activity. The record is from RefSeq and is a predicted model, not a curated record. Gene Ontology annotation, biological process: intracellular calcium ion homeostasis; calcium ion transmembrane transport. The coding region runs from base 1 to 4239 and encodes 1412 amino acids.